Messenger RNA from Porites evermanni, 510 nucleotides. NCBI's taxonomy places the organism in Eukaryota, Metazoa, Cnidaria, Anthozoa, Scleractinia, Poritidae. The record is from the annotation of a GenBank genome assembly.
AUGCAAAAAAUACAAGGCAACGUGGAUGACGUGCUUUCUCGAAACGAUAUUCGGGACGAUGAAAAAGGUAAACGAUACUUUCAGUUGCAAAACAGAUACCUGUCUUUUAAAGAACAAUUGAAUACAAGAACACGACCGGAAGAAAUAAUCAGCACUGUUCCAGACUUAACAUCAAGGACACAAGAUUCUUCGACAGCAACGACAGCAUUCUCCACUGCCCUCAACCCCUUUAAUGUAACACCUGAAUUAACACAAGCGGCUAUCUCUCAAAAACCUGACAAAGAAAGCCUCACUCCUCCACCCCCCUUAAGUCCUGCUUUCCUGACCCCUCCUCCCACAGUAGAAACCCCAUCACAACAAGGCCCGAAGCGCAAAAGGCGUCGGAUUCAAUUUGUAAAUUAUUUGGAUGAUCAUAAAGCUCAUGCCAAACGGCUGAGGAAACGUCCACUCGGCAUAAGAAAUUCAAACCUUACAAGUACUCCAUGGGCGAAGAAGAUGAAGAUUAAUUAA